Capsella rubella is the source of this 2770-nucleotide messenger RNA. Its product is annotated as glycine-rich domain-containing protein 2. The coding region runs from base 299 to 2701 and encodes 800 amino acids. Lineage: Eukaryota; Viridiplantae; Streptophyta; Magnoliopsida; Brassicales; Brassicaceae. The transcript has 6 exons. The record is from RefSeq and is a predicted model, not a curated record.
AAAAGACUUGGUCACGUUGUAGGCGUUGUCGUUUUUUAAGGCUCGAAUUCAAUUACUUGUAAAAACAAAGUAGCGAAGAUGUCAGCAAAUUAUGGAACAUGCUUUCUCUGUUCCUCCAAGAAAUUUUAAAAUUCGUAGUCCUCCCGGUAAUGGGGUGGGGUUAAUCGUAAUUUCUCAAAAAGCUGAUAACUACUAUAAAAUGAUGGCUGUUGAAGUCUUCUUCUCUCCCUCAAACAAAACUCAAAGUCAGCUUCAUCAAAAGAAGUUUCCCCACUGGUGAAAGAACGAUUUGUAAGAGAUGGAGAAAGAAAAAGAGCAAACUUUGGAGUGGAUCAAAGCCCAGAAGAUAGAGAUAAGCGUUGACCUCUUUGCUGCAGCCAAGAAGCACCUCCACUUCCUCCGAGCUGUUGACCGGAACCGUUGGCUCUACGAUGGCCCUGCACUCGAAAGAGCUAUCCACAGAUACAAUGCUUACUGGCUCCCCUUGCUUGCUAAAUACACCGAGUCUUCUUCGAUAUGUGAAGGACAAUUAGUCCCUCCUCUUGACUGUGAAUGGGUUUGGCAUUGCCACAGGCUUAAUCCGGUGAGGUACAAGUCUGAUUGUGAGCAAUUCUAUGGGAGAGUCCUUGACAAUUCUGGUAUUGUAUCCUCCGUAAAUGGAAACAACAAAUCACAAACUGAAACUCUAUGGAAAAGAUUGUAUCCUACCGAGCCUUAUGACCUUGAUUUGGAUAAGGCAAUCUCUGAGCCAGAGGAUGUCCCAGUUCUUGAGAAAUGCACCACUUAUGAUCUUGUUUCAGCUGUCAAGAGACAAAGCCCAUUUUACUACCAGGUUUCAAGAGCUCAUGUAGACAAUGAUGUCUUUCUGCAAGAAGCCGUGGCUAGAUACAAAGCAUUUCUCUACUUGAUCAAGAGAAACAGAGAAAGAUCGAUUAAACUUUUCUGUGUUCCUACUUACGAUAUUGAUCUUAUCUGGCAUACACAUCAGCUUCAUGCUCUCUCUUACUACAAGGAUUUGACAAAGAUGAUUGGUAAGGUCUUGGAGCAUGAUGAUACAGAUUCUGACCGUAGCAAAGGUAAGAAGCUUGAUACUGGUUUCUCUGGAACUACUGCUCAAUGGGAAGAAACAUUUGGUCGAAGGUACUGGAAAGCCGGUGCUAUGAAUAGAGGUAAUACCCCAAAGCCAGUCAUAACUUCUCCUUAUGUUUGGUCUGGCAAGAAAUCAACUGCGAAAGAGGAAGAGUUCCAGAAUGUAAUCCAAUAUCAAGAGGUGAAAGUCACUGAGGUUAUCUUGGAGAUUGUUGGGAUUAAGAACUUACCAGACGCUCACAAGGGAAAGGUCUUUGUUGUGUUCAGCAAAACGCAACCCGAUUCUCUGUUUAACGCUGAGCGUAGGCUUACCAUUUUAUCUGAGUCUUGUGGGGAAAAGCAGGUUGCUUUGUUCCAGUGUGAGCCUACAGGAGAGCUAAGUUUCCAACUAAUGUCUUCUAAGUCUAAAAGCUUAGGUUUCACUACUCUUUCGCUUUCAGAGUUUCUGUUUCCAGUUACUAAACUCUCUGUUGAGAAGUGGCUGGAGUUAACACCAACUAAAAGAGGAAAGACAGAUCAUCCGAAUCCCAUCUCUCUGCGAGUCGCUGUCUCGUUUACCCCGCCAACACGAAGCCCAACGGUUCUACAUUUGGUUCAAGCAAGACAGUCACUGAAAGACUCUUGUUUCUUUCCAAUGAUUGGAAAGGUACAUCUUGCUAAGAGUUUUACACACGUUGUUGAUGAAACCGAAACAGAGGUGAUCAGUCUCCAAAUGAGGAAUUCCAACGACGCAGCACCAAAAGCUGAUAAAAGACAAGUGAUUGGUGUGAAAGAGUGUGGUGAGACUUAUGUUUUAGCAGAGUAUGAUGGCACUUUCUGGUCUCUGCUUGACUCAAAGUGGUCACUUAAGCAGACAGGCAAUCCCGGCGUAGAUGGUCCUCUGUUUGAGCUCUCGGGUACUCGAAUGGUUAAAUAUUACUCUGGGAGAAAGCUGGAGUAUGAGCCAAAACAUGGCGCAAAGCUAAGAAGCGAGCAAGAUUUCUUGACUGCUGUUGAAUAUUCAGAGCAACAUCCUUAUGGUAAAGCUGUAGAGUUACUUGAUUUGAAGUUCGGUUCAAUUGAGGCAAACGAGAAGUGGCUGGUUUUGCCUGGAAUUGUAUCUUCUUUCAUACUCAGUGAUCUUCUUAAGAAGGAAGGCUUUAGUGCAGCCGCAAAAGACACGGUGAGAGCUAAUGGAAUGACAGAGGAAAGCAAGGAGAUUGAUGUUUUGAGUCAAGUGAAGCAAGAAGAAGAAACAAUGAUGAAUGUGGACACGACUCGUCCAGUUAUGUUAGCGAUGGAGAAGAUCAAUGGUGGUGCCAGGUGCUUUUCAAAGGAGCUAAGCGGUACUGUUUUUGGUGGGAAAAGCGGGGACAUGGUUGAAGAAGAAGGUGGCCACUGUGGUGGUUGUGGAGGUUGUGGUGGCGGAUGUGGCGGUGGCGGUGGCGGUAGGUGCGGUGGAAGAUGUGGUGGGAUGACGGAGAUGGGAGGUUGCGGUGGAUCCUGCACUGGCGGUUCCACUGGUUGCGGUAAUUGCGGUGGAGGAUGUAGAGCAGGAUCGUGUGGGCAUAUGAUGAAGAAUAAUAAUGCUGAUGAAAAUGAUGAAGCUAUAACCGACGUCGUUGCUACUUAAUAAAUACAUAUGGUCUUGUAUAAUUGAUAUAAUAAUGAAACUAAUGAGAGAUGCUGUUAUAAACGUGCU